Messenger RNA from Pseudomyrmex gracilis, 3492 nucleotides. It is a transcript of the gene Hnf4, whose product is annotated as transcription factor HNF-4 homolog. The coding region runs from base 1 to 1125 and encodes 374 amino acids. The transcript is spliced from 5 exons. Gene Ontology annotation, biological process: cell differentiation; anatomical structure development; regulation of transcription by RNA polymerase II. The record is from RefSeq and is a predicted model, not a curated record. NCBI's taxonomy places the organism in Eukaryota, Metazoa, Arthropoda, Insecta, Hymenoptera, Formicidae. Gene Ontology annotation, molecular function: RNA polymerase II cis-regulatory region sequence-specific DNA binding; nuclear receptor activity.
AUGCAAGCACAAAUACACAGACGCACGUGCGAGCAAGCGGGUCAAGAAUCGUUAGACUUUGGCUCGCAUUGUGCCGUGCAAAACGAAAGAGACCGCAUAAGCUGCCGACGGCCCAGCUACGAGGAACAGGCGAACAAUGGUAGCGGCUUGUCGGUGGUUUCCUUGUUGCAGGCUGAAAUGCUCAGCAGACAUGCGGGGACGCGAGAGCUAGGCAGUCCGGCGAGCAGCGACAUCGAUCUCAGCACAAGGCGGAUAGCGGGCAUAAAUGACGUGUGCGACAGCAUGAAAGAACAAUUGUUGCUCCUGGUCGAAUGGGCCAAGUACAUUCCGGCGUUUAUGGAACUGUCGCUGGACGAUCAGGUUGCUUUACUUAGGGCGCACGCGGGCGAACAUCUUCUGCUGGGAGUUGCGAGGCGCAGCAUGAAUCUUAACGACGUGCUGCUUCUCGGCAAUAAUUGUAUCAUUACGAAGAACUGUCCUGAGGGGACCAAUCAACAGGAUUUGGACAUGAGCAAGGUGGGCGUCAGGGUAAUGGAAGAGCUAGUGAAGCCAUUGAACGAGGUCCAGAUCGAUGACACGGAAUUCGCGUGUCUCAAAGCCAUCGUGUUCUUCGAUCCGAAUGCGAAAGGUCUAACGGAUCCGUCAAAGAUCAAGAGUCUGCGCUAUCAGAUUCAAAUAAACCUCGAAGACUAUAUAAAUGAUCACCAGUACGACAAUCGGGGCCGCUUCGGCGAGAUAUUGCUGACGUUACCGGCCUUGCAAUCGAUCUCAUGGCAAAUGAUCGAGCAGAUCCAGUUUGUGCGGCUGUUCGGUGUGGCGCAUAUCGACAAUUUGCUCCAGGAGAUGUUGUUAGGCGGUGCCACACCAGAGAUAAACGGCGCCGCGACGUCCAUACCGAUCUCAACUACCGCGCCAGGUAGUUAUGUCAGCAGCAACGAGAGCCCGAGUAGCCCACUGACACCGGCCAACGCCGACAAUCUCAGUCCGACAACCGAUCAAAUGUUGGUCUCCGCAAACUCACCCGUCAUGAUCCUUAGCGAUCUGACGCCGAUUGCCACGCAGGAGGACAAUACCUUCAGGUUCUUCAAGCAGGAGCCGAGUAUUGAAGCGGAGCCGACCUUCUGACUAGACCGGGAAUCCAGCGCAUCGCUAACCAGCGGCCGAGUUCAUCUAUUGCACAACGUAGUCGCAUUGAUGUAGCUGGACUAUAAUUUCAAAAGUGUAAUCUGACGUUCGUUAUGGCUCCAUCGUCUAAAGUGCCAUACAUAUCGCGUCUUGUUGUUAUCAUAGUUGCCGAAUGUUCUCACAUGGUAUUGUAAUCAAAAAAGAACAAAGCGUCUUAGAUUAAUACGCGAAUGAAGAAUGACAGUUUUAGAGAUUUCUAAUUACCUCAAUUGAAUACAAUUUUGCAAUUUUUGAUACAUACAUAUAUUCAAAUUUUCAACUCAAAGCAAUCGAUCACAAUAUUGAUGUGAAUGAUACUUUUUAAGCAAAAGUAUUUUGUUGUCAAGUAGAUGUUGUGUAUCUGAUUAUCAAAUUUGUAAAGAAGCAUAUUUUGAAAUUUUUAUAUAUAUAUGUAUAAAACUUAUCACAUGUCUUAUAUCAGUAAAUCAAAGCAAUCUUGUUUUUAAGUAUUUUUGAUAUCAUCGCAUUUAUAUUGAGAUAAAUAAGUAAGAAAAUAUACAGAGAGUUUGGAACUUUUAGAGAUGAGAUUUUGCACAAUUGAGAAUUAUAUACUGGACGAGAAGAGAAUAAAGAGAAAUAUGAGAAAAAAUGUUUAAUAAUAUCGCCGGGUCAAGAUGCGAAGAAUUUUUCGUUUAUUUUUUUAAUUUUUUUUACACGACUGCAAGUAGAUAAAUUGUGGUUUUCUCGUUCAAUGAGAAGCCGGACGUUCUCUUCAAAAUUGCUCAAAUAAAGUUUUCUAUUACGUAUGUGUGCGUAUCUUAGUCAUAGGACCAAAUCAAAUGUGUGAUUUUAUAUAUGAUGAGAAAUCAAUAUAAUUAUCACAAGAUGUAGAACUUGGAAGAGAAAGAAGGCGAUGUAAAAAAUAUUCGCGCGUGCGAGAAAGGUACUUGAAGGAAAAAAAAUAAACGAGAAAGAGAGAGAGGAAGUAUCCGAUCUGUACAAGCGCAAGUUAACGGCGUAGCACGCUAUAGUCAACGUUUCCAGUUGCGUAUUGCAGUCAAUUAAAGCCUGCACCUGUACAAAUAACGAUCAAUCGCUGACCAAGAUUAAAUGUGAUAAGCGAUAAAAUCGUAUCUUGCCAAUGCUACCGCUACUAUUACUACUAUUACUCCUACUACUAUUAAUUAUUGUCGCGACAGCAUCCGGACCACUUCCGAAUCAAAAUCUGGAUUAGAAACGAAACUUGACAAGAACGAACCGCGCGAAUAACGACAAUAAUUGAAUGAUUAAUAGAAGCGCGAGAAAGAACUAAAGGUAAUAUUUUUUUUUCUUUUUUUUGAUAAAUUAAAAUCCUGUAGAUACGCAACAACAAGUUCUAAGGCAAUAUUUUUGUUACGCGUCUGUUUGUACAUGUGUAAAAUAUGUACGGAGAGAUCGGAUUUUACAAUCCAAAUUCAACUAAAUACCAGUGUUUUAACGUUUGAUAUAUUGAAGAUAAGAAAAAAAAACAUGUUCGAUUAUCUUCUCAUCUUUUGUCAAGGACGUUUUGUCGUUCACGAGUAUGUCGCGUUGAACAGAGGUAAUCUCGCAUUUGUCGAGCAUCGAGAGAUAACGAGAAUAUUUUUUUUUUACUGUUUUGCUCAUUCUCUACGAAUAAAUGUUAUUAUAGGAUUGUUAUUAUAGGAUUGUGUAAAUAGCGUGAUGUAUACCAUACGAUAAUAUGUGUAACAUUCCAAAUAUAUAUACAGUACCAAUGUUGCAUAUAUUUACAUACACAUACAUAUAUAUAUAUAUAUACAGUUAUAGGUAUAGUCUUUUAAAAAUAGCUGCACGUGGAAAACAUGGUUGCUCUAAACCGCCGAGCGCAAUGUUUCCCGCGAAAAAUAAAAAGUGCGCCAUUGCAAUGCAAUUUCUUGUUAGUAACGUAACGAUAAGAAAUGCGCACUGGUCAUUUCGCGUAUGCGGAUAUUGACGAGUUCAAUAAGCCGGUAAAUCGGCUAUGGCUAAUCAAACUGGCUAGUGCGCACUAUUAUCGUAAUUUUUUAAGUUUUAACAAAGUGUGCGUAUAAAAAUAAAUGUCUGUUAAUAAUAACAAAACACGGCCGGAUGAAAAGCAAUAGUAUCAUAAUCAGGUGAAAAACAGUAAUGAUGUAAUGAUUGCGUGUCUAAAAUCAGAAAGUACUUGGGAAAUUAUUUAUUACACAACUAUAAAUCGGAGACGAAACAGCAAACAACUGUGUUUCCACCCGGAAAACAAGGACGUCUGAUAAGAUUAAGACUUGGCUCAAACAAAAUUAUGUAAUACGCACAUGCGCCUUAGAUAAUAAUAAAAAGGCUUGUAAAUUUAUGUCAGCCACAAGAACGUUA